Molecule: messenger RNA, 2376 nt
Organism: Clavispora lusitaniae ATCC 42720
Lineage: Eukaryota; Fungi; Ascomycota; Pichiomycetes; Serinales; Metschnikowiaceae
Gene: ADE5,7
Product: bifunctional aminoimidazole ribotide synthase/glycinamide ribotide synthase
Biological process (GO): adenine biosynthetic process; 'de novo' IMP biosynthetic process
Cellular component (GO): cytosol
Molecular function (GO): phosphoribosylamine-glycine ligase activity; ATP binding; phosphoribosylformylglycinamidine cyclo-ligase activity
Source: RefSeq, a predicted model, not a curated record
AUGUCCUUGAACAUCCUCGUUGUUGGCAACGGCGGCAGAGAGCACGCCAUCACCUGGAGAUUGGCUCAGUCUUCCUUGGUGAACAAAAUCUUCGUUGCGCCAGGAAACGGUGGAACUUCCACCCUUGGUGACAAAGUGGUGAAUGUUCCUCACUUGUCAAGCUCAGCCAAAGAUUUUUCCAAGUUGCAGCAGUUUGCGCUUGAGAAUGAAGUUGGCUUAGUUGUUCCAGGUCCAGAACAGCCUUUGGUGGACGGGAUUUCUACUGUCUUCACCAAAGUGGGCAUCCCAGUUUUCGGUCCUAGUGCCAAGGCUGCCCAAAUGGAAGGUUCCAAGGCCUUUUCUAAAGUUUUUAUGGACAAGCACAAUAUCCCUACAGCACGCUUCCAGAAUUUCACCAGCGUGGAAGAAGCAAGAAAGCACAUUGAGACUGUCGACUACAGAAUUGUAUUGAAAGCUGAUGGCAUCGCUGCAGGCAAAGGUGUUUUGAUCCCACAGUCCAAAGAAGAAGCUUUGCAAGGCUUGGACGAGAUCAUGGUGGCCAAGAACUUUGGUUCAGCCGGUGACGAAAUUGUCAUUGAAGAGUUUUUGGAAGGUGACGAAUUGUCUAUUUUGACCAUCACCGAUGGCUACAGUUUCUUCAACUUGCCUGCGGCACAGGACCACAAACGUAUUGGAGAUGGUGACCUGGGAUUGAACACUGGAGGCAUGGGUGCCUAUGCCCCAGCCCCAAUUGCUACCCCAGCAGUAUUGGCCAAGAUCAAUGACCAAGUUAUCCGCCCAACCAUCGACGGAAUGAGAAAGGACGGCUUCCCAAUGUGCGGUGUCUUGUUCACUGGUAUUAUGUUGACACCUUCAGGUGAGCCUAAAGUGUUGGAGUACAACGUGCGUUUUGGCGACCCAGAAACUCAAACUGUUUUGCCAUUGUUGAGCGAAGAAACUGACUUGGCUGCUGUCUUUUUGGCUGCUGCAGAACACAGAUUGGACUCCGUCGACAUUGCUACCAAACCAGACACUUUCUCUACCACUGUGGUGAUGGCUGCUGGCGGGUACCCAGAGGCAUACGAAAAGGGUGACGAGAUCACAAUCACCGCUCCUCCAGCAGACACGUAUAUUUUCCACGCUGGAACUGCCGAAAAGGAGGGCAAAGUAGUCACUUCUGGUGGACGUGUUAUUGCCGCUACAGCCACAGCACCUACAUUGAGAGAGUCUGUCGAUAAGGCCUAUGUGGGAGUCGACCACGUGUCAUUCAAGAACAAAUACAACCGUAAGGACAUUGCACACCGUGCAUUCCGUGCUGCCGAAAAGCCAUCGGGAACCACUUAUGCUGAGGCUGGUGUUUCCGUGGACAACGGUAACUUGCUUGUGGAGCAGAUUAAAGCUAAGGUCAAGUCCACGCGCCGUGCCGGAGCGGACUCCGAUAUUGGUGGUUUCGGCGGUUUGUUCGACCUCAAGGCAGCAGGUUUUGCUGGCGAGGACACACUUUUAGUCGCUGCUACAGACGGAGUGGGUACCAAAUUGCGUAUUGCUCAGAUCAUGGACAUUCACGACACGGUUGGCAUUGACCUCGUGGCCAUGAACGUCAAUGACUUGGUGGUGCAAGGUGCCGAGCCAUUGAUCUUCCUUGACUACUUUGCUACAGGAAAGCUUGACGUUAACAUUGCUGCCAAGUUUGUCAGUGGUGUUGCAGAUGGAUGUAUCACGGCCGGAUGUGCUUUGGUUGGCGGAGAAACCAGUGAAAUGCCAGGUAUGUACGACGCUGGCCACUAUGACACCAACGGAACGGCUGUUGGUGCCGUUUCCAAGAGCGGCAUUUUGCCCAAGAUUGAAGAGAUGCGUGCCGGCAACGUCUUGGUUGGUUUGCGCUCCGAUGGUGUGCACUCGAACGGUUUCUCUUUGGUGAGACAUAUCGUUGACAAAUGCGGUCUUGACUACAGUGCCCCAGCCCCUUGGACAGACUCCGGGCGCUCCAUUGGUGAAGAGCUUUUGGUGCCUACCAAGAUCUACGUGAAGCAAUUGUUGCCAGCUAUCCGUAGGGGUUUAUUGCUCGGAAUGGCCCACAUCACCGGUGGUGGUUUGGUGGAGAAUAUUCCACGUGCUUUGCCUAAGCACUUGCAAGCACAGGUGGACAUGAGUACAUGGGAAGUGCCUGCCAUUUUCAAGUGGUUUGGUAAGCAAGGUGGUGUGCCCUAUGAAGAUUUGUUGAAGACUUUCAACAACGGUAUUGGUAUGGUUGUGAUCAUUGCACCAGAAAAUGUUGACGAAGCCCUCGCUGAGUUCCGUAAGGCUGGCGAAGACCCAGUGGUGCUUGGCAAGUUGGCAGAACGCGCUGAAGGCGAGCCGGGCUGCGUUGUGCACAACAUUGGCGAUCUUUACUAA